This is a messenger RNA of Pararge aegeria (speckled wood butterfly), 705 nucleotides long. RefSeq lists its product as uncharacterized. Bases 13 to 705 code for a protein of 230 amino acids. The transcript has 5 exons. The record is from RefSeq and is a predicted model, not a curated record. NCBI's taxonomy places the organism in Eukaryota, Metazoa, Arthropoda, Insecta, Lepidoptera, Nymphalidae.
UAAGCAUUUAAAAUGAAGACUAAAAAAGAAGUAACGGUCAGCAGUGAAGAAUCUACAAGCGGAGAAGAUGCUCCUGCGCAGUCAUCGAUAACAACACCGGCAGCGCAGUCACUUAUUAUUAACGACCAACCUUCAUCCGAAGAGAAUGGCUCCAAUGUUGCUAAUAAUACAUCGGCAUCUCAAUCAACUUCAUACAGUCAUCACAAUCAAGGUGUUUUCAUUUGCGCCUGUCGGCGUUUUACAUUGACGAACCCAGAGUUGAUUAAAAACUUAUACCGAGGGGUUCAUUUAGCAACAAAUCGCCUACGAUCGCAGACUAUGCACACUGAUUUCAACGAUUUUGAAGAUGAAUAUACGGAUCACGAAGAUGAUUCGGCCGAGGAGCUUGCCAACGGAUUUCGUAAUGUAAAUAUAUCACAGCCCAACCAAGAAAGUGGUACAAAAACUGAGGGCUCUUCGGUCCAGCCAGAGGAUGACGAUGAAGACGAAUUUGAUAUUAUUGCCAGAUAUCCGGAAAUGAUAAGAAUAGUUUUUGAAAAUGAUGGCUUUCGACGUGGUGUACUUUAUAAUGAACUUCCGGUUGACAACCCCGUUAAGAUGAUAAACGACCCCGGUACACUUGAACUAGAACCUCUGUUCUCGGAUCUUUCGUCAGAUGAAGAGACGAACUGCAGUUCGGACAAUAGCAGUGAUGAGACACCUUAA